Messenger RNA from Temnothorax curvispinosus, 4259 nucleotides. RefSeq names its product apoptotic chromatin condensation inducer in the nucleus-like (gene Acn). The transcript is spliced from 9 exons. Gene Ontology annotation, molecular function: RNA binding. The coding region runs from base 189 to 2984 and encodes 931 amino acids. The record is from RefSeq and is a predicted model, not a curated record. Lineage: Eukaryota; Metazoa; Arthropoda; Insecta; Hymenoptera; Formicidae.
UCGAGCGAUUGUAUGUACGGUGGCUCCCACAUCAACGAACGAGGGGAAUUGAGGGGAUUUGUUGAGCAGCGUCGUCGGGGCCGCUGUUUUUCGUCGAGAGUGCGUCAUUUAUGUGUUACCGAGACGGUCGGCGGAAACGAGGAGUUUAAUUGGACCCAAGGACGCAGCGCAGCGCAGCGCAGUCGAGUAUGAGACGCAAGAGUGAAAGGAACAAAGCGAAGGGAUCUCCAGAGAAGAAAGUUGAGAAACCGACGAGGAAGUCGACACGCAGGCGUGGCAGGAGAUCGCCUUCCACUUCGUCCGAGCAAGAGACUUUUGUCGUCGAGGAUGUGACCAAAAGUGCCGUUCAGCUCAAGGAGAUCGAGAAGGAAACAAGCGUGCAGACACGUCUGCAGAGCAAGGAAGUAGAGCAAACGCCACAGGGGCGUGAGGAGAAGGUCUCCUCUAGCGAGAUAGACAUAAAGGUGGACUCACCCGAAGACGAAGAGGACAACGGCGGCUCGGUAUGGAAAGUAGCGAGAGCGGAUGCGUCGCCCGGCGAGAUACAGAAGUUAAAACUAUGUAGGCAGCGCAACACGUCAGAACCAUCAUCAGACACACCACCGUCGAGUAGGAAAGGUGUCAAGUCAAGUAGCAAGUGGCAAGGAAGUGGUGAGGGCGUUGCAGAGGAGGCUGACUCGGCGGAUGAGCAACUGGUUUCUUGUACAAGAACGCUCAGUAAUGCUGAACAGCCGAACGAUCCCUCCUCUUCAUACCCAGGUCAGGACUCCAACGAAGAGGUAAGUGAUAGCAAGGAGAUCCUGCCUGAAACCACUUCAGCCAACUUGUUGUCUGACGAUAAACCAAACAUAGAUCAGCAUGGUGAAUCAAAUGAGGCAAAUUGCGCUGCCCAAAUCGUUGAUAUCGAACCUGGCAAGCCGGGUAGCACGACACCCGUGCCGACUCCUAGCGCGAACGAUGAGGAAACCACCGUCGCUGUCAUCGUUAAGGAAGAUAAACCUGUGGAAGCCGAAGCUGUGGAAGCCGAACCUGUGGAAGCCGAACCUGUGGAAGCCGAACCUGUGGCAGCCGAACCUGUGGAAGCCGAACCCGUGGAAGCCGAACCUGUGGAAGACAAACCCAUGGAAGACAAACCCGUGGAAGACAAACCCAUGGAAGACAAACCCGUGGAAGACAAACCCAUGGAAGACAAACCCGUGAAAGACAAACCUGUGGAAGACAUAAGUGAAAAGUCAACAGAGAUCUCUGUUAAAGAGACUAACGUGGAAAAUGUUUGUAGAGAUACAAGUAGCGAAGAUGAGGAGGAGGAGGAGGAGGAGGAUAAAGCGAAAACGCAUCGUCCGGUGGACUCGUCAUCUGAUUCAAACGACGAAUCGCGCACUAAAAGAAGCAGAACAAGUAGUGACCGAACGUCACCACGUACGAUUCGCAGAAAACAUAGAAAUAAAUACAGAGAUUCGUCGAAUUCAGAGACACCUGAUUCCGAAGAUGAACCUAAGAGAAAGAUCUCUGAAACUUAUGUGGAGGAGGAAGAGGAGGAGGAGGAAAAACCGAGUAUAGAAUACUCGCAAGAGAAUGAUAAAGAACAAUCGGUGUCGCCGGAAAGAACAAACUCUCAUUCAAAUAACGUAGAAAAGAUAGAGAUCGAGCCUAGUGAAACUGUUGAAGAUAAAUCGGAAGAAAAUAUAAUAACUGAAAAAUUGGAACAGUCUACACCGGCUAGCACUCAGGUGGUCGCUCAUAAACCCGUUAAAGUCAACUUGAAGAGAUCAUUCUCAACAAGAAUAUUAUCUGAAAAGAACGAGGUGAAAAGAAACGAUGCUGAUGCAAGCCUCGACAAUGAAUCCAAUAGUCAAAAUAAGGAAAAUGGCAAUGAACAAGAGCCAAAAUGUGUGCCGAGGAAACGUCGAUGGGGGACUGCGCUUUCCACGGAUACCGCGCCCUCGUUUUCUAUCUCGACUGAUUCGCUCAAGGCGUUGGUGCCAGGUGCGAAGCCAUUAUCCAUCAAUGAAGUUCGUCUUUCUAAGGACGAUGACGAGGACAGAGAUCGACAUAGAAGUAACGAUAAACGGCACAAUUCGAGCGACAUUACAAAUGAUAAGGCAACGGAUGAAAACUUGAAAAAUGGCGCUACCAAAAAGGGCAAUGGAAAAAUAGAUAAUCACAUUGCGGCGAGGCGAAAGAUAUCGAUCGUGAAGGAGAUACCACAUAUAAAAUCACCAAGCCCACCAGCGUCUAAACCUACCAAUAUUCUUUUGAUCAAGAAUCUAGUUCGCCCUUUCACACUAAAUCAGAUCAAGGAACUUCUUUCGCGUACUGGCACCAUCGUGGAGAACGGUUUCUGGAUGGAUCGAAUUAAAUCUAAAUGCAUUGUCGAAUAUUCCAAUGAGGAUCAGGCCUUUGAGACAAGGCAGGCGCUUCACGGGAUCUCUUGGCCUAUGUCCAAUCCAAAGAAGCUUCAUGUGGAAUAUGCUACAAAGGAGGAUAUGGAGACCGCUCGGGAAUCGUCCAAGGAACAACCGGUUGCUCGUAAAACCGAGCCGCUCUCGUCGGAUUCGUGGCAGCAGGAUUGGAGUCGCGACGAGAAGACUAAUAUGACUAAGGUGACCGUGGUGAGAGAGUGGGAUUUAGGCAAGGAGGACGGCCAGCAACACAUCAGGGAGAAGGAACGUGAGAAGAAGGACCAUGAUAAGAAGCGGCGAGUGAGGAGUCGCAGCCCAACAUUGGACGCCCAUCUAUCGGCACCGGCCCGCAAAUUCAAGAAGAAGGAGGACGAUCCACCUCCAGCUAAGCUUCUGGACGAUCUCUUUAGAAAAACGAAGGCGACACCCUGCAUAUACUGGUUGCCGCUUACAAAUGAACAGAUAGUCGUGAAGGAGGAGAUGCGACGGCAACAUAUGGCGGAACAUGCGCGCAGAUUAGAAGAGAUGAGACGUGCUGACAGAAACAGGGACGGCCGACGUCGACGUAGUCCGAGAAAAUAGAGAUCAGCGUAUAUCAGCAACAUUAAAUGUACCUCUCCUUCCCUAUCCUGAUUUAUCCUAAAUUUAAUUUUGCUUACCUCCAAUCAAUUUUUUAAUUCGGAAUUUUAAUUCUCGUUGUUGUAUGUUUAUCAGAGAUCCAUCUUUCUUCUUUUUUUGAACUCGUUCAAGAACAUAUUAAUAUUUGAAAAUUAAUAGAUCUAAUAUUUGUUGAUAUUCUGAUCUGUUUUUUUUUUCCGCAUUUUCUUUAGUAUUAUCUCUUUAAUCUCUGUAUCUCUACUUCCUGUCAGUUUAAUUUCGGAUACCAUUCAAUGCAUGAUUAUCAGAUAUCCUUCCGAUUCCUUCUUUCCUUCCCUCGUGUAUCAGAAUUAAACCGUACUUCUUACAGGUCAACAUUUAUCUAUCCCACAGAGAGCCAAUAACUGUAGAUCAGACGCAGUAUAGUGGUACUGUGUAUUUGCGUCGACUGUUCAUGGCAAAUAAUACCAAUUCACUCUCUGUCAUGUUCGAAACCACACGUGAGAGACUCGCACGCUCGCAGCAUCUAUACGGAAUGAUUUUACAACGUGGGAAUCUCUAUGAAGAAAAUAGACGAGACGCGCAUCAUUGAAUGUGGAAUAGACUUGGCAUUCAUGAGAACAACGUUCGUUCCUUCGCUCUUUUCUUGUUUUAUUUUUUUUUUUUACGAAUCGAACUCUGAUAAGUACAUUCGAAUGGAGAAAUGAAGUUAUACGAGUUAUAUGCAGUCUGGAUGGAAAACACUGUCGCCCGAAACGCAGAAGAGCAUUGUUGAAGACAUUAUUGAUGGAUGAAAGAUGAACUUUGUCUGCGGUAAAUCUUCUUCGUGGUCUGCUUUGGUUGCCUCGUGCUCAACAAUUGCCAACCAUUUGACUUUUUGACGGCGGCUACAUCUUGCAAGCGUCACGUCAGUGUUUAACCGUAAUAUAGACUAGCGCAGGACGAAGACAUGUCUGUAAAUAUAACCGAUAUUUCGUGGUGUGACAUGUAAAAUUAUUAAUAAAUCCUAAAAAUGAUGAAAACACGCUUUCUGUUAGCGUAUACAGAGGUACAUUUACCGCUUACUUUUUUUUUACAAUAUACCUAUUAGAGAAUUUGUUAUUCACUUACGACGAAAAAUUGAGAUAAGUGGAUAAGUAAAUACAUUUAUGCUUAAAAUAAACAAUCGCCUAUGUUAUUGUCGUUAUCUAAUUUGCUGUACAAUCGUAGAACUGUGUUUUAAUAAAUUAGCAACAAAAUAUCGAAAAGCGCGAAACAGAA